UGCCAGCACGCCCAGGCACCCGGACGAAGCGUAAAGAAAUCAACAUGCGCGUGGGCACCGUGACCCUGGCGCUGGUGGCAGCGUGCUCCGCCUGGCCGACUUUCCUACCCAAGGAAAAGCUGCCACACCCCGCGCCCGGCUUCUCCUUCCACUCCAACUCCACCUCGUCCAACUCCUCCUCGUCCUCCAACCAGAACUCCGCCUCGGGCAACUACACCUCCACCGGAAGCGGCUUCAACUUCAGUCACUCUUCCUCUAACUCGUCGUCUUCCUCGGCGGACCACUCGUCGUCCUCGUCCUUCUCCGGUUUCUUCUCUGGAGGCAAUUCCAAUGGCGGAGCUGCUUUCUUUGGGAACAGUGGAAGCAAAUUCCCCUUUGAUUUCCACUCGCUCUUCGCCGGGGGUCAAGUGCCCGUCCCCGGCGCUCAAGGAUCCUCUGUCGGAAACGAGGGAGCGUCGUCCAGCACGCAGCUCUCUUCUGCCAACAGCCAAGGAUCUCCCUCACACGCACAUGGUAGUCAAGCAAGUCAAACGUCUCAGUUCGCGGCUGGCGUUUCUUCUGCCGAUGUUAGACCCGAUGGCUCUGGGUCUCCGGUAAACACACAAGAUUCUCCAUCAUUCAUCGUCACCACUUCUAACCUAAAUACGGUUACUCCAUCAAGUGUUGGUGUCCAUUUUACCACUGAUGAUCCUGCUGCGUCAAGUGCUACCGAGUCCACUGCGUACUUCAAGUCCACAACCUUUGUUCCAGAAGGAAGCACUCAUAAGUCAUUUUCUCAUCUUCAGUUUGGAGAUGAUACGAAGGUGAAAUCUGCCGACUUUGCUUCCGGCCAAACACCACAAGACCUGAUCACACAACCUGGCCCAAAAAUAUCAACAGCUGGUACUCGUGGACUACUUUCUGGUAAGGACACAUCAGCAACAAAUUCUCAAGAACUGCUAAAUGACAAAGAGUUUGGCUUUGCAUCUUUUCAGUUCCAGACGACUACUGUGAGUUUUCAGCCUGAUACUCAGGAGGCUGUCACAGCUGUCACUCCUAGUGGUCUAGAUUUACCUUUAGAUGGAUUUCAGAAGGAUCAUUUCGAUCACUCUACAGGGACACAGGGUUCCUCUAUUCAACUUGAAACUGGAUCACAGAGACACCAGAAUGACAAACACGUCUUGACUGAUGCUCAACAAUCCCAAGAUUCCCAUUCCAGAACUGAAGGUAUAGAAUAUGACUUCCAGUCAACCCAAGACACUCCAUCAACUGGCCUACAGCAACCCUCAUUCGAUUAUCAAAGUGAGACUGAAGAUUCUGGUGCUAUCUCUACAGACUUUUUGAAUGUUCAGCAAACAAAGGAGGCUCAGAAACCUGAAUUUCUGCUGAAAUCUGAUGUUUCUGAUGCCGAAAACCAGGAAGCUUCUUUCAGACUCCAAGACACCACUCAAACUUCUAGCUUUGGCUUCCCAUCCAACACAAAUCAUUUUGCAAGUGCCACUGACAGAUCUGCAGUAGGCACCGGUAGUUCCAUUUUAAAGACUGGAUCAUCAAGUGAAUACCAAAGUGCCACUAACAGUUUCUCCUCUAGCACUCAAGCACCAAUCUCAAGUGACGUACCAGCUUCACCAUCUGCUUCCCAGUUUGAUUAUGAUUAUCAUACUGAUGACUCUACUACGUUCUUGUCUACUUCCCCUGUAGUAACAAAACCAGCAUUCCCACCUUUUCCUUCAUCUGCUGGCGAUCUUCCUGCACCAGAAAUUCACCUACCAUCAACUGAAUUCCAGGUUGGAAUAAGCGAUUCUUCAGUGCAGGUCGAAGUACCCUCUUCUGGUGUUCAGUCUGAUUUUUCAUUGAGUGGUUCAGGGACAUCAGCACCUGAAUUCCAGUUUAAUACUGGCUUCUCUCUUAAUCAAGAUUACGAUACCCAGGAAUCUUCCUACAGUGAACAACCAAACACACAUUCUGGGAUCUCUGAUGUUUCUGUUAAUAUACAUGCAUUAAAAUCAGGCACCCAUAACACAAGAGAAUUGGCAUCAGGUUCUGAGCUGGUGCCAGAUAGCCCUUCCAGUGUUCAAAGAACUAUUGGAGACGAGCAAAGCAAUGUCCACAGCUCUCCUGCUGAAACGCAUGGAUUCUUUGGCCUCCAUUCUGCUGCUCUCGGUCCUUCUAUUACUACUGAGGAUCAGAGUUUCCAGACUGACCUUCCAGGUGCCAGUGCUGAUUACGACACACAGGAAGCAGCACUUGACAUCCACCAAGGUACCUUUACUUCUAUUUCUGAUGUACAGGAAAAUUCUGGUGAUUUCAACAAUAGAGACGACGAUUUUCUUUCAAAUUCGCGAGAUUCAAGCCAGGGUAAUCGCGGUGACACCCAUGGUUCUGCUACUGGAGGGCAACACUUAAUCCAUGAUUUGCAACAUGACAGAGAAGAAUCACAGUCUGGACACAAUUAUGACAUUCUUGGUCCUAGUACAACAGAACCAUCCUUUGGACUUACAUUAGCUAUUUCAGCUUCUGCGACAUCGGAUUCAAAUCAGGGUAAUGUCAACAGAGUAACUGCGGGAACUGGGGGAUUCCACGAAGACACCGAGAGAGAUUCAUCCACCGCACAUCAUGGUUUAUCGUCUGGCAACAACCAUGGGUUAAUCACUGAUGACCAAGAUCCUACCACCGGUAUUCACAGUACAGCUUUUAUUAAGUUUGGUUCAACAGUCGAUGAGGACUAUGACUUGCUUGUUGACAGUCAAGAUUUAACUACAGGAGUCCAAGGAGCAGCUACAUCUUUUGAAUUUCCAUCUACUGAUUCACAAAAUUUUGAUGUGAACGUCCAUGACCCACUUACGAAUGACCAGCUCUCUUCUACUGAUAUUCAUGCUCCAGAUACCCAUGGAUCAGAAGCAAAUAACCCACUUCUCUCAACAGACAGCUAUACAGACGAUAAAGAUCUAUUUUCAUCUACUGUUGACCAUGACUCUGACCAAACUUCGUCGGCCGACCAAUUUCUGACUGCAAGCAACCAAUUUUCCACAGACGAAAGUCAAUUAUCGUCUGACAGCGAUAACUCAGAUACAGUUAAUCAAUUUUCGACUGGAGGCAACCAGUUUUUGUCUCCAGGAAGUCAGUUUUCUUCCGCUGCCAAUCAGUUUUCGUCAGAUGACUAUGAUUCACCUGUAGACAACCAGUUUUUAUCAUCUGCUAAUUAUGAUGCCUCAGCUGCAGACAACCAAUUUUCGUCGAUAGGACAUCAGUUAUCAUCCACAACCAACCAAUUGUCUUCCUCUGACAACCAUGAAGUAGACAACCAAUUCUCAUCAGACUCAACUGCAGACAGCCAGUUUUCGUCUUCAGUCAACAAGUUCUCAUCAACAGACAAUGAACACUCUUCGUCUGAUGACUAUGACAACCAGUUUUCCUCUACAUCCAACCAGUUUUCUCCUUUUAACAACUUUGACUCAUCGAACACACAGUUCACAUCUAUCAACAGCCAAGUUCUUGGCAGCACUGACUCAGCAACAGAAGACCAAUCCUCAUCCUUCGACAAGUACGACUCAGCCGCAGAUGGCCAGUUCAAGUCUGACUCGAGCGCCCAGAUUUCACCUUCAGACAACCGCCACGCAGCCACCGGCAACCCGUUCUCCUCCGGCGGCAGCCAUGACUCACAGGUCGGCGCCCACUUCUCGGCGUCCGGCUCCCAGGGGUCCCUCUUCGCCUUCACCUCGAGCGGCCAGGCUUCCGGAUCCUCCUCGGGCUACGCGUCCCACGGGGUCAAGAGGCCCUCCUCGCUCGGCCAGAGGUCCGGGUCUGGCGUGGUCGGGUCUUCUGGCCUGACGGGGUUCAUCGUCCACCUCACCGGCAAGGGGUCAGUCCACGCCGGCUCCUGCCCGACCCUCAGGAAGGACUGCGACGCCGGCAGGAGUGCCCCGAAGACGUGCCUCAACGACUCCUCCUGCGGGCCGUCGGAGAAGUGCUGCUUCGACACGUGCAGCGCCGCCCUCUGGGUGUGCACGCCCUCCGUGGUCCCGGCGUGAGGAGGCUGGAAGGCAGACGUCACUUUCGAAAAUCAUUCUCUUCCUCGGAAACAAUUUUAAGGAGGUUGUCUGGAAAUGGGUUUGAGGUUUUUUAGUGGAUGAUCUGGGGCUUUGUUUCGUCUGACGGGGAAUUAAAAGGUUGCAGCUUACUAGGGUUUUUCCUUCACUUUUCAUUGUUAUUUUCAAUAUUAUUAUUAUUAUUAUCAUUAUUAUUUUUAUUAUUACUUUUAAUUAUUAUAGUUAUUAUUAUUAUUA
This is a messenger RNA of Penaeus indicus, 4265 nucleotides long. RefSeq names its product hornerin-like. The transcript is spliced from 4 exons. The record is from RefSeq and is a predicted model, not a curated record. The coding region runs from base 45 to 4010 and encodes 1321 amino acids. Lineage: Eukaryota; Metazoa; Arthropoda; Malacostraca; Decapoda; Penaeidae. Gene Ontology annotation, molecular function: peptidase inhibitor activity. Gene Ontology annotation, cellular component: extracellular region.